This is a messenger RNA of Pomacea canaliculata, 484 nucleotides long. Its product is annotated as 60S ribosomal protein L35a-like. NCBI's taxonomy places the organism in Eukaryota, Metazoa, Mollusca, Gastropoda, Architaenioglossa, Ampullariidae. Gene Ontology annotation, biological process: cytoplasmic translation; ribosomal large subunit biogenesis. The record is from RefSeq and is a predicted model, not a curated record. Gene Ontology annotation, molecular function: structural constituent of ribosome. Gene Ontology annotation, cellular component: ribosome; cytosolic large ribosomal subunit.
GCAUGUGCAUGGCUUGCUUACUUCCUUUUUCCGGUUCACUGUUAGGAGUUUGUAGGGCUUUUCAGGUGAGCAUAAUGGCUGAGGAGCAGUCUCGGGCAAACCCUUCCAAAAAGUCGGGCCGACUCUACUGCAAAGCGGUCUUCACUGGUUACAAACGAGGCCUCCGUAACCAACAUGAAAACACUGCUUUAUUGAAGAUCGAUGGUGUUAUCACUCGCAAAGAAACAGACUUUUACCUUGGAAAACGUUGUGCUUACGUAUAUAAGGCAAAGAGGAAAACUGCCUGCCCUGGUCAUGAUAAGCCAAGCCAUCUGAGAGUUAUCUGGGGUAAGAUCACCCGGGCUCAUGGCAACAGUGGAGCUGUGCGGGCUAAAUUCAGGAAGAUGCCAUCUUUGGCAAUCGGUCGUCGUGUGCGUGUGAUGCUGUAUCCAUCAAGGAUUUAGGAGACCAUUGCUUGUUUUGAAUAAAACAAUAAGACUGGUGA